AUGUGGGUGGUCUUUGGCUCCGAGGCACUGCAUCUCAUGUGGUUGAAAAUGGAGUACAAAGAAUACAAGGAAAAGUCACAACACAAAAUCAAGCUCUUGGAAGAGAUCAUUGACCGUGUGGAGCAUGGACAAGCUAUGGACGACAAUCUCAAGGAAGAAAUUCGCAUGGUCUUAUUAAACGGUAAACGAUCCGUAGAACCAAGCGACGCCGAUAUUGACGAAGAGUACUUUAAUAAGCUGAUCGCUUCCUCAGAACAAGCAGCGAGUGAACCGGUCGACCAACCAACAACAACUGCAGAGACCAAGCCCAACGUUCAGCCAGAACCCAAGAGCAACUGGCCACCCUCCGAUGGUAGAGGAGAAGGAAAGAAAAAGACGUUUUAUCUUUAA
Messenger RNA from Radiomyces spectabilis, 390 nucleotides. RefSeq lists its product as uncharacterized. NCBI's taxonomy places the organism in Eukaryota, Fungi, Mucoromycota, Mucoromycetes, Mucorales, Radiomycetaceae. The record is from RefSeq and is a predicted model, not a curated record. The transcript has 2 exons. The coding region runs from base 1 to 390 and encodes 129 amino acids.